Messenger RNA from Lotus japonicus, 1647 nucleotides. Its product is annotated as tubby-like F-box protein 3. The record is from RefSeq and is a predicted model, not a curated record. Bases 148 to 1356 code for a protein of 402 amino acids. The transcript is spliced from 6 exons. Gene Ontology annotation, molecular function: protein binding. Lineage: Eukaryota; Viridiplantae; Streptophyta; Magnoliopsida; Fabales; Fabaceae.
GAACCAAAGAAACAAUAUCCAGUUUGAUGAUUGGGUGACACCAAACCCAAUCCACAUUCCAUCCUCUCUAUUUACCCCUUCUUGUAUUAUUCCUUCCUUCCAUUUCCUCUCCCCCUGAAGAAAACAGGGGGGUUUUCAGGUUCAACGAUGUCGUUUCGGAGCAUGAUUCUCGACAGGAAGGGAUUCGAGGUGAAGUUCAGCUAUGGCACAAGAUCCAAGUCAGAGUCAAAGAGUGACACCACCAUAAAGGAGAGUUCUUUGAUGGUGGUUGAUGAUGGGUUGAAGCAGAGUUGUUGGGCUAACAUGCCACCAGAGCUUCUGAGAGAUGUGCUCAUGAGGAUUGAAGCCUCUGAGCAUAAUUGGCCUGCCCGGAAGCAUGUGGUGGCCUGUGCCGGCGUUUGCCGGAGCUGGAGAGACAUCAUGGAGGAAAUUGUCAAACCGCCACAAAUCUCAACCAAGUUGACAUUUCCUAUUUCCUUGAAGCAGCCUGGUCCAAGGGAUUCUCUUCUUCAGUGCUAUAUUAAAAGAAAUCGCAGCAACCAAACAUAUUAUCUGUUUCUUGGUUUAAACCAAGCUUCAACUGACGAUGGCAAGUUCCUUCUAGCUGCACGCAAGUGUCGGCAUGCAACCCACACUGACUAUAUAAUCUCUCUAAACCAUGAUGAUGUGUCGAGAGGGAGUAGCACCUAUAUUGGGAAGUUGAGAUCAAACUUUCUGGGCACCAAAUUCACUGUGUAUGAUGCACACCCUCCAAUUUGUGGAGCCAAAGUUACAAAGUCUCGUUCCACCAGGCUUGUUAGUCUCAAGCAAGUAUCUCCAAGAGUUCCUGCAGGCAACUUUCCCAUUGUGCAUGUCUCAUAUGAUCUGAAUGUUUUGGGCUCUAGGGGCCCUAGAAUAAUGCAAUGUGUUAUGGAUGCCAUCCCUGCCUCAGCUGUUGAACCCGGAGGCUCGGCCCCAACACAGACUCAAUUUCUUCAUAGCAGAAUUGACGCUUCUCCAUCUAUCCCGUUCUUCAGAUCAAAAUCAACCCGCAUGGAGAACCUCCCAUCUGUACCUUUAACUUGUCAAAAUGAGGGGAUGCUAGUAUUAAAAAACAAAUCCCCUAGGUGGCAUGAACAACUCCAAUGCUGGUGUCUGAACUUCAAUGGGCGGGUGACAGUUGCUUCAGUUAAAAAUUUCCAGCUGGUUGCUUCUCCUAGAAAUGGAGUUUCUGAGCAGGCUCAGGAAAAUGUUGUUCUACAAUUCGGAAAAGUUGGAAAGGAUGUGUUCACCAUGGAUUACCAAUAUCCAAUCUCAGCCUUUGAAGCAUUUGCAAUAUGCCUCAGCAGCUUUGACACCAAGAUCGCUUGUGAAUGAUUGCCGGCAUUAACAAGCAGGUGUGUUAUCUGGUUGGAAUAUCUCUCACAGUAUCACAGGUUUGAUAUUGGCAAUAGAUUUUCUGGUUUUCUCUUUGGUUUACCUGAGCUUCAAAAUCCUCCCUCCUUCUCUCCGUUGUAUAUAUUGUUGUUUGUGUGCAAUAUGUUCUACCAUCAAGGAAUCUAUGUUGUGUUUUUUGCGUGCCUGUUUGUAAACCAACAUUUCUUUUUUGACCAUGAGUUUGUAGACACCUCAGUUGCGAUUGCUAUGCAAGCUUUUCAGUUUCGAUUU